GGGGCGGGGCGGGGGCGCCGCUCCCCCUUUGUUGGUGUCGGCGGGGCCCGAGCGGCGGCGGGGCCGGCCCGGUAUGGGCGACCAGGGUGCCGGGCAGGAGUCUCUGCGGAAGAUCAUCACCACCCUCGCCGUGAAGAAUGAGGAGAUCCAGAACUUCAUCUACUCCCUCAAGCAGAUGAUCCAGAAUGUGGAGGCCAACUCGGCGCGGGCGCAGGAGGACCUGGAGGCCGAGUUCCAGUCUCUGUACUCGCUGCUGGACGAGCUCAAGGAGGACAUGGUGAUGAAGAUCAAGCAGGAGCGCGCCAGCCGCACCUACGAGCUGCAGGCCCAGCUCGCCGCGUGUUCCAAGGCCCUGGAGAGCUCGGAGGAGCUGCUGGAGGCGGCCAACCAGGCCCUGGGCGCUGCCAACCACCACGACUUCUCCCAGGCGGCCAAACAGAUCAAGGAUAGCGUGACGAUGGCACCCGCCUUCCGCCUCUCGCUCAAGGCCAAGGUGAGCGACAACAUGAGCCACCUGAUGGUGGAUUUUGCCCAGGAACGGCGCCUGCUCCAGGCCCUCACCUUCCUGCCAGUGCCCAGCGCGCCCGAGAUCGACCUGGCGGAGUCGCUGGUGGCCGAUAACUGCGUGAGCCUGGCAUGGAGGAUGCCCGAGGAGGGCGGCAAGAUCGACCACUACGUGCUGGAGUAUCGCAGGACCAACUUCGAGGGGCCCCCCCGUGCCAAGGAGGACCAGCCCUGGAUGGUCAUCGAGGGCAUCAAGGGCACCGAGUACACCCUGUCUGGGCUGAGGUUUGACAUGAAGUACAUGAACUUUCGGGUGCGGGCGUGUAACAAGGCCGUGGCGGGCGAGUUCUCGGAGCCGGUCACGCUGGAGACCAGAGCGUUCACGUUCAAGCUGGAUGCCAGCACGUGCCACCAGAACCUGCGGGUGGAGGAGCUGAGCGUGGAGUGGGACGCGACGGGCGGGAAGGUGCAGGACGUGAAGGCGCGCGAGAAGGACGGCAAGGGCAGGACGGCCUCGCCCGCCAACUCCCCUGCCAGGGUGGUGCAGUCGCCCAAAAGGAUGUCCCUGGGCCGGGGGGGCCGCGACCGCUUCACCGCCGAGUCCUACACGGUGCUGGGGGACACCCUGAUCGACGGGGACGAGCACUACUGGGAGGUUCGGUACGACCGGGACAGCAAAGCCUUCGGGGUGGGGGUGGCAUAUCGGAGCCUGGGCAAGUUCGACCAGCUGGGCAAGACCUCGGCCUCCUGGUGCCUCCACCUCAACAACUGGCUGCAGCUCAGCUUCAGUGCCAAGCAUGCCAACAAGGCCAAGGCGCUGGACGUGCCCGUGCCCGACUGCAUCGGCGUCUACUGCAACUUCCACGAAGGCUUCCUCUCCUUCUACAACGCCCGGACCAAGCAGCUGCUCCACACCUUCAAGGCCAAGUUCACGCAGCCCGUGCUGCCAGCCUUCAUGGUGUGGUGUGGCAGCUUCCAGGUGACCUCGGGGCUGCAGGUGCCCAGCGCCGUGCGGUGCCUGCAGAAGCGGAACAGCACUGCCAGCAGCUCCAGCCUGCCCUAGAGAGCCGUGCCCCCUCCC
Messenger RNA from Chiroxiphia lanceolata (lance-tailed manakin), 1585 nucleotides. RefSeq names its product fibronectin type III and SPRY domain containing 1 (gene FSD1). The transcript is spliced from 13 exons. Bases 74 to 1567 code for a protein of 497 amino acids. The record is from RefSeq and is a predicted model, not a curated record. NCBI's taxonomy places the organism in Eukaryota, Metazoa, Chordata, Aves, Passeriformes, Pipridae. Gene Ontology annotation, molecular function: protein binding.